Messenger RNA from Closterium sp. NIES-67, 5800 nucleotides. NCBI's taxonomy places the organism in Eukaryota, Viridiplantae, Streptophyta, Zygnematophyceae, Desmidiales, Closteriaceae. The record is from the annotation of a GenBank genome assembly.
UAGGAAGCUAGCUGCUCAUUUCAGCAUGCAGCAUAGCAGCCAACUGCUAUGUUUGUCUUCGCAGAGAGCAGCCAUGGAGAGCAAUUGUGUAGUGCCAGCUGCUAAGACCGUCCCUAGAAGUAGACGCCUCACAUCGAUACUGUCGCGCAUGGACUCGUCACUUGCUUGGGCAGUGAGGUCGCUUUUGCUGCGACCAUGCGCAUCAGUUCUAUGCAUUCUUUUCCAAAGGAUCCAAUAGCUCCAUUCAACAGCUCUCGGUGGUAGUCUCCGUCCGUUGUUAGCACGGUAUUCCGAACUCACUGUAUACCAUACUCAGUACACCGUAUACUCUACAGCCGUUGCCGUGAAGCUACGCACGUGCUUUCAGUGAAAUCCAUCGCAAUGGCUAACAUUGUGUCGGAGAAUCAUCCGCUUAGCGACACUACAAAUCCUUGGCACUUACCAAUCCGCGCGGAGGGCGAAUUCGUGAACCAUUCCCGAAACCGCCGCGACGAGCCGGCUCAGCAGCGGCACGGCCAACACCGUCGGUCACGGAGUCGAGGUUCCAUUCAAGACCCCCCUUCCCAUCUGGCUUCCCAUUCCGCGGCCCAUUCGAGCCACUCGCAGCGGCCGCCAGCGUCCCGGGCCUCUGCGACCGCCAUCGCGACGGUCCACCAGCCACACCCCUCCGGAGCGAGUCAGGCGGAGGUUCUCCACUGGCUCAAUAACGCGAAUCCGCUGAGACACACAAUGGCGGCGGACGCCGACGUCAACCGUGGUGCUGCCGGGCAUGUGCUACCGAAUAAAGUGAAGAGAACGCGGCCGGCUACGGCUUCUGAGGCGGACAGGCCGUUUUCUCGCGACUAUGGUGGUGGCUCGAGCUCAGCGUCGACCUCGACGGUCGUUCGUCUGAGUUGUAAGCCCGCCAUGAAUCCCGCCGAUAUCUUCUCGCCUAAUAAAGCUGGUCGUCUCGACGCGUUCCUGACAGCUGCUGCAGCCGUGGCCGUUGGAGGCGCUGAAGUCGCACGGCGACAGACGGCAGGCGACAACUCAGCGACACGUCUUGCUUCGCGGCUAUCGCCUCAGACCGGCUCCGUCCGAUCUUGUUCUACCCAGUCCGCUAUCUUAGACAAUACCCACCCGUCCCCGCAAUCCGCGACCGACGAUCAGAGCAGCCCCUACUCCUCCGCCUUCCCGCACUCCAGCUCCGAUGGCUCACAGUCACACCACUCACAAUCACUCCACUCACAAUCACACCAAUCACAGUCACACCUGGUACAAGCACGCUUGCCGCGGUCGCAGACCCAUGCAGAUGAGAAGGUUCCCUCCCUCGGACAAGGGCUGUUCCCCCACUCCCAGUCCGUAUCUUGCGCCGGGCCUCAGAGGCCCCAUAUAAGCACGUCGCCCUCCGAGCUUCGUUAUAUACAGGGCGCGAUACAGUGUCAGUCACCGAGCUCGAGCAAGAGAACCGCGAAGACAAGCAGGAGCAGCAAGAGCUCGAGAAGCAGCAACAGCAACAGCAGCAGCAGCAACACUGAGGGAGGCCCCAUCAAACCCUGCCGAUCUCGCACGGACGGAGACUGCAAGCGCGCUCCCAACAGGAGAUCAGAGAGUGAAUCUCAGCUGUCCGUUCUUCCACAGCCACGAUCUGCACCAGAUCUGCUCGAUCUGGACCGUCCAGAGAGUCCUCUAGAUGCGGCCACCAGUCAGCAGGCGAGUCAGGCGGAGGAGGAACGCCAUCUAGCCGCGAGACCAGUGCAAGAAACGGAUGUGACAGCAUCGAGGCUGAGUGAUGCGGAUGGUGAUGAAUCUGGGGGUUGCUGGAGUGACUGUAACGAGAUGGUGGCCGAGCGAGGGGGGAGCAGGAGACACUCUGCGCGGCCAAAAACGGCUCCUGCGCCCGAGGAAAGGCAGGGAGCGCAAGGAAGGCUCCCCAGACCUAGCAGUUGCGAGGAUAUCAGUGGCCACGUGGCGGAUUCUGAUUGGCUGGCGGAGGGCAAUGCAGGGAGCGAAAAGAUGACACUUUUCAAGCAGAGGUUGAAAGAGUUGAAGGUGAGGAGGCACUCGGAUGAGGGGGUGCUCGGAAACAAGAUGUCCCUGUUCCGACUCCGGCUGAACGCGCUGAGAAUGGGAAACGAGAAAGGCAAUAAGGGGGAUGAAAAAGGGGAGCGGAGCAAGAUGGAGGAAUUCAAGAGACGGAUUGGGGAGCUGAGGGUGGGGCGGGAGAGGGAGGAGGAGAGGAGGCGGAAGGAGAAGGAGAAAAGGAGCAAAAGCAGGGAGAGAGGGAGAGAUAGAGAGACAGGGAGACAUAGAGGUACAGGGAGGGAUAGAGAGGCGGGGAGGGAUGGAGAGAGGAGGCGGAGCAAGAGCAAGAGCUGCGACCAGUCGGAGUAUGCGAGGAUGAUGGCGUGCGAUAUGAGUGAGGGGGAAGUUCAGAUCCGGAUCGACCGAGAGAGCAUGGUUAGGAUCCAAACGCAGGGGAGGAUGGAUGGCGUAGAGGGCAAGGAGGAACGGGAGAGAACUGGAAAGCAGGCAGGGAGGGAGCAGGGCAGAGGGAAGGGGCAGGCAAGGCCAUCAAGGGCUGAGGGUGAUGCUCAGAAGAAAGAGACUCACCACAGUCGGUCCCGGAGCAUGGAUGUCAGCAAGAAGGGCCCGUCGCACCGGAGAGGCGUGAGUAUGGACGUCUCUAUGCAUGGGAGCCCUGCACGGCCCUGUAAUCCUGCUGCUGCUGCGGCUGCUGCUGCCGCUGCUGCUGCUGUGGCUUCUGCGGCUGCUGCUGUCCCUGCUCCUGCAGCUCCUGUGCUGCAAAGUGUCGAGCCCAGGGGGAGACUGACCCAGUCCGCCAGCUUCCACGGCCACGCUGCAGCCUGCACCUCCGCUGCACCUUCAGCUGCUGCUCUCACGCACACACGCACCUUCAAUGGGACGUCCACUGCCACAGCCACUGCAGCAUCCACGGCUGUUAGCAUUGCCGCCACCGCCCCUGCUGCUACUGCUGCGGCUGCUGCUGCUGCUGCUGCGGCUGCUGCUGCUGCUGCUGCUGCUGGUGCUGGUGCUGGUGCAAGCAGGCCCAAGUCGAUCCCCUCUGGCCUUCCUGCCCCUGCUCCCCGUAAACUGGGUGGGGCCCACAGGCGCAGUGCCUCCGACAGCGGGCAGGCUGUGAUUGGUCCAGGCAGGGCGGGCAGGGCGGACGGGGCAGCUGAAGCAAGAGGGUGUGAGCAGGGCGGACGGACAGGGCGGAUGGGCGGGGCGGGCAGGACGGGCGGGCAUGAGCGAGCAAGAGGCUCUCGAGCAUCCUUGGGAAGAGGCUCGAAGAAGUGCUCGCCCGAGAGAGCAGUGGGAGCACAGAGAGGGGUGAGCGGAGUGAGUGGAGUGAGCGGAGCGAGGGCAGCAGGUGGUGGAGCAGCAGGGGAGGGCUCGUCUGAGGGGGGUGCAGCAGAGGGUAGGCGAAGCCGGUUCAGGCGGGUGUUCUGCAUGGACGCCCCCUCUGUGGCGUGCGACUGGUGCAGCGACGGGGAAGACAUGGGAGCACAGUCAGGCGGAGGCUUUUCUGAUGGGGAAGAGGGGGACGAGGAGGACGGGGAUGAUGCGGCCACGGUUUCAUGCAUGGGAGCCAGCCAACACAACCUUGAUCCCCACCAGAACCAGCACCAGCACCAGCUACAGCACCAGCACCAUGAAGGCGAUGCAAGUGCCACAUCGCCUGGUUCUAGCCACCACUCUGCAGCCCAUGCUCGUUCUCGCUCCUUCUCCGCGCGAGGGUCCUUGGAGUCACUGGAAAGAGCGUCUGUGGGCCGUGCUUCGUCGCGGCCCAGCACUGCACAGAGCGGCAGACGUCCCUCCACUGCUUCGUCUGCCAGUGCUGCUGCUGCUGAAGGCGCCAGUGCUUCCCAGCUGCGGCGCAUUGCAUCCCAGCAGGCACAUCCGCCAUGCUCGGCCUUGGAGGCAGGUAAGGUGCGGCGGGUGGCGACACAGCAUGGGGGCGAGGCGACCGUCGUGCCCCAUAGGCAUGCCAGCACGGGCCAUAAGGGCAGUGCAGUCAUCCACAUACCGCGCUCACUCACCCAGCAGCACCCACCGGCCCCGGUUAACCUACGUCCUGAGGCGAGUCAGGGUACAGGUAAGAGGGAGGAUGCUCCCAUCCGCCUGCCACGAUCCCUGACCCAGCAGCAACCUCAGCACUCCCAUGCUCUUAGAUCAGCUGGUGUCGACUUGGAUGCACGCGAUUUUCGUCGAGCCAGGUCCCAGCAGCAACCAGCCGCCGUAGUGGCGCCGCCGCAGCAGCAGCAGCAGCAGCAGCAGGGAGCGGCGCAGAAAGGAGAGGGGGGAGCGGCUGACAAGCUGUUUGCGAUGCUGGAUGCCUUGGCCAAGGAGCGGCCGCAGGACCUGGCGAAGCUGCAGCAGGUGGUGGCUCUUCAUGGGCUGGAGCAGGCAGAGCGAGGGGGGAGGCGAGGGGGAAGGGGGGAGGAGAGUGAGGAGGAAGAGGAGGAGGAGGAUGGGGAGCAGGCAGGGGAGGGGAUGGGGGAUGGAGGCGUGGAUGUAGAUGAUGGGGAUGAGAGAUGGGACGACGAAGCGGAUGAGUCUGAUGAGGCGAGGAGCUGCGAAGGGAAGAGGGCAGGCAGUCGAAGGAGCAAGGAAAGGGAUGGACCCAGUACGACCCAGACUAGCGCUCGCGACGCUGCUGGCACUGAUGUUGAUGCUGAUGCUGAUGAGAAUGGUGGUGAUGAUAUAUGGGAGAGGGCGCAGGAGGAGGAAGAAGCGGCAGCAGCAAGAACCGACUCCCACCCGAGGCACCACGUCCUAGGCAGGGAAUUCUCCGAUGUAGCAGCCUCGUUUGUUAUUAUAAAGAGGGAGGUGCUGGGGCAGGGCGAGCUGGGCACGGUGAGGAGGUGUGUGGAGGUGGCGUCUGGGGAGGUGUAUGCGUGCAAGACAGUGGAGAAGCGUGGGAUAGUCACGAGGGAGGAUGCGAGGGAUGUGAGGCGCAUGGUGGCAUGCCUGGAGGCUGUCAGGGGCCAUCCGCAUGUGCUUGCACUCAAGGCCAACAUACACGUCGUCACAGGGCUCUGUGCGGGCGGCGAGCUGUUUGAUUUGAUUCGGUGCAACGGGCGGCUGAGCGAGGGCGUGUGUGCGUCGGUGUGCAGAGGAGUGGUGGCGGCGCUGCUGCACUGCCACCGCCAGGGCAUCAUGCACCGCGACGUCAAACCCGAGAACAUUCUGCUCCUGCACCCGCGCUCCCACUCCCCUGUCAAGCUCUCGGAUUUUGGGGUGGCCACUGCGUUCAAGAAAGGCGUCCCCCUGCAUGAUGUUAUGGGCACACGUGAAUACAUGGCACCGGAGGUAAUCAAGGGUGCAUAUGGCCCCGAGGCUGAUGUAUGGAGCGCGGGGGCUGUCCUCUACAUCAUGCUGUGCGGCGCGCCGCCCUUCUGGUCCUCGGCCAAUCACAGCGUGACAGAUGCCAUCCUCAGGAAGCCAGUGACGCUGCGCACAUCGCGGUGGCGAGGGGUGUCGGAGGAGGCAAAGGACCUGGUGGUGAGAAUGCUGGAGAAGGACCCAAGAAGGCGAAUCACGUGCAACCAAGUUCUAGACCACCCUUGGAUUCUUAAAUGGAGGCGAAGCGACAUGGACGGCAAGACGCAUUAGUGCCAUACAUGGAUGUUGGAGAAUAGCAUUUAGGGCAGUGGAGGAUAAGUGCGAGCAUCUAGAUUUCCUAGGUCGUAUGCUACAUCCAUGUUGGGCUUCAUAAAGAAAAGGGGGAAUACAAUGAUGCUCUUAGGUGUAUGUUAUAUCUGUUAGAAAGAGAGAAUGAAUGGACUAGUCUGAG